AUAAUAAUAAUAAUAAUAAUAAAUUGGACGCGGUAAUACGUACGUAGACAAGUACACUGAAUGCAAAUGCGGAAGGAUUACAGUAAUUAUUGAAAUAAAAAUGUUGACUGUUAUAACUGAAAAAAUAACUUGUACAUCUUUAAUAUGCACAUCUACUUGCCGAAAUUGCCAGCUACUUCCGUUAUUUUCGACUGAAUCGCAUGUUUACUAAAUACUACUGUCACUCUAUGUGAGCAGACACUAUUAUUGCACGUACAUUCACAUUUUCAUAUGCACCACUAAUUACCCCAUGUUAAUUAUUUCCUCCUCACUAUCAUUUGUUCGUCGUAUAAAUUUGAGGAUUUAAAAACUUGGUUUCAUAAUUUCACGUUUCGUUUUAACAGAAAUGAAGCUUCAGGUGGUUCUUUUCCUAAUACUCUCUGUCAAUUUGGUGAUUUGUAAAAGGAUUAUGGUGGGAGGUGACUGUAAAAAUGACUGUAUUAUGCGUAAACUUGUAUGCGACGGUCGAUGCGACAAGACACCUGAAGAGAGCUGUUACGAAAAGUGUAGAAACUUACUGUCUGCAUGCCUUGAACAACCAUGUGCAAGAUUUGCCGAAUUCUACCAUCGACGAUACUAUUAGUAUUCUAGUCAGUAAUAUUUCUUUCUUUAGUUUCAAAAAGAAGAGUACAUUUAUUUCAAAUACAUUUUUUUGAUUAUACUUUAAACUGUAACGGUGUUUGGUGUAACUAAUGAAAUAUAAAUUCGAG
Trichobilharzia regenti is the source of this 749-nucleotide messenger RNA. Lineage: Eukaryota; Metazoa; Platyhelminthes; Trematoda; Strigeidida; Schistosomatidae. The record is from the annotation of a GenBank genome assembly.